AUGAGGAGCAUUUUUAAGGAAUAUCUACGCGGUGUUUGGGACAGUCUCAAUGGUGUAUGGCUAAUAGUAAUCGUUAUUCGGGACACAUACAGCAGCACAGCGCUAAAAAAUGAGAAACAGGACAUUGAAUUGGAUGAAAGUAGCUCGAGUUCAAAUAACACACACACUAGCAAACGACCCACUCGACGUUCCCAUGCAAACAAACGUGAACUCAACAAACUCAAAGAAGAAUCCAAUUUGUUGAAGCGAGUCUUUCAGUGCUGUCUAUUGAAUGACGGUUUCUUUGGCCUUAGCAUCACGUUGUUUGAAUAUGUUUUACUGCCAAUCAUUCGAAUGUUCCUGAGAUGGAUGUUUACACAGAAUCCGGGCAGUGGUGCUAUCAUUGGCAAUUAUAUUGUCACAUUUCUAUCGAUUCUAUUCGGUAUGAUUUGGGUCAUGCCACUGUUUAUCUUGAGUAAAAUCGUCAAUAGUUUAUGGUUUCAGGAUAUUGCUGAUUCAGCAUAUAAGGUUCGCAAAGGUCAACCGCAGCUAUUUGUGAGUUUCAGUGUCAUCAUAGCCGAUACACUGUCUUCGUUGCUUGUGCAAACGUUGUUCUUAAUCCAGAGCAUGGUCGUGAAUUUGUUACCAAUCCAACUACUCUACUUUUUAACAUAUUUUCACUUGAGUUUGCUGUAUUCACUGUAUUCGUUCGAUUACAAAUGGUGUAACAUGGGAUGGGAACUGCAUAAGCGGCUAACCUAUAUCGAAAAUCAUUGGCCGUAUUUCCUUGGCUUCGGCACCAUUCUGACAAUUCUCACGCAAUUGACAUCGUCAAUCUUUAUCAGUGGUUGCAUCUUUGCUGUAUUCUUUCCGUUCAGUAUACUUAGUGCGAAUGAAGCAACGCCAGUUGAAGCGUCAAUUAACUAUCCGCUGAAGUUUUUCAGCAUCGUCGUAGCCAUAUCGAAUGCUCUCUUCAAUAAAACGAUUCGACCGGCAAAUGUGCCAAUUUCAAGGGCUGCCAUGGAUGCAGCAAUCACAGCGGCCAAUGCAAACGACACAUUUCGUACGAUAAGACAACAAACACCGCCAGUAAAUGUAUCGCAUAGUCGAAAUCAGUCAUCGCAUCAUUCGGGUACACAUCGCCACUACAGAUAAAAA
Messenger RNA from Sitodiplosis mosellana (orange wheat blossom midge), 1137 nucleotides. Its product is annotated as etoposide-induced protein 2.4 homolog. Lineage: Eukaryota; Metazoa; Arthropoda; Insecta; Diptera; Cecidomyiidae. Gene Ontology annotation, cellular component: endoplasmic reticulum. Gene Ontology annotation, biological process: macroautophagy. The record is from RefSeq and is a predicted model, not a curated record.